Dunckerocampus dactyliophorus (ringed pipefish) is the source of this 2468-nucleotide messenger RNA. RefSeq names its product MALT paracaspase 3 (gene malt3). The coding region runs from base 207 to 2156 and encodes 649 amino acids. Gene Ontology annotation, biological process: proteolysis. The record is from RefSeq and is a predicted model, not a curated record. The transcript is spliced from 15 exons. Lineage: Eukaryota; Metazoa; Chordata; Actinopteri; Syngnathiformes; Syngnathidae. Gene Ontology annotation, molecular function: cysteine-type endopeptidase activity.
AGCGAAACAGUCUCUGGCAGCGACGCUACCAGUGCAGAGCUUAUGGCAGGUAUGCGCGCCUGUUUUUAUUAUUGUAGCCUAUAGUAAUAUUUAAAAAGCUAAAAGAGCGCAUGUAUAUGUUGUAGGUAAAUGCCGCACCUAAAGGGUACACGUCGCCGAUCAAACGAAGGAAAUGCACUGAUGAGCGGCCCCAUCCCUGCCGUAUAAUGAUCGGAGACAUUGUCAUCGUGCGCCAACCUGUCUCUGUGUGUGUGCCUGUCAACUACAAGGUCACCCUGAGUGUCCGUGCUGAGGGUGCAAGCAUCCUCAGCUACCAGUGGUUCACUAGUGAUGACAAAGAGCCCAACGGACCGCCAUUAAAUGUGUAUGGUGGAACUCAAGCAGAUCUGCCCAUUGAAGCCAAAAAAAGUCAAUGCUAUGUGUGCCGGGUAAACGAUAUCUUUUCCAACUGUGUGUUCAGCGAGUGGGUGAAAGUCAAGGUGCUGAACAUUGAUGUCCCAGGUUUGCCGCUGAAGUGGAAGGGGGACCCCCACAUCGCUAUCAACCUGAAACCCCAGACGGUUCAACUGGGUGCAAAAAUUACUCUCCGCUGUGCUGCUUUUGGCAACCCUGCUCCAGACUACCAAUGGUACAGAAAUGGGCAUCCGCUAUUAAAAAGUACUAGUGACACUCUACAGAUUGACCAUGCCACUGCCAAACACAAAGGAGCGUACUUGUGCUCAGUGUCCAAUGUGCUUCAGGAGAUAUGGAGCGAAGCCGUAGAAGUUGAUGUGGUGGAAAAUGAUCAACUUCCUCUAGCAGCGCCCGCAGCUGUUGACAAAGUUGCCUUACUCAUCGGCAACUUGAGUUACUCCCACCACCCUCGCUUAAUGGCCCCCGUUAUGGAUGUACAUGAAUUGGCCAACCUCCUGCAGCAGCUUGGGUUCCGAGUGGUGUCCUUGCUGGAUCUCACCAAGGAAGAGAUGCUGGCUGCUGUGGACAAGUUCAUUGACCUCCUAGAUAGAGGGGUUUAUGGCCUUUUCUACUAUGCGGGACAUGGUUUUGAGCGUGCUGCCAGAAACUACUUGGUACCUGUUGAUGCUCCGGUGCCGUACAGAAGUGAAAAUUGUGUGUGUGUUCAACGCAUCAUGCGAAGCAUGCAGGAACGACAGACUGCUCUCAGUGUUAUCCUACUGGAUACCUGCCGCAAAUGGUACAACCAGCAGUGCAUCCCAUCAACCAUCAUGGCAUUGGAGCCCAAGGGGAAUACAGUGUACGGUUAUGCCACAUGUGAAGAUGCUGUGGCUUUUGAGGUCCAGGAUGGAGGGAAAAGCACAGGAAUCUUCACCAAAUACUUGAACAAGCACAUCCUUCAGGCAGAGAAGGUCACACAUGUCUUGGAGAGAGUGUCAGAGGACUUAGGCAGAGACCCUCUGGUGACGGGUAAGCAGGCUGUCGAAAUCAAGCACACCCUUAAGGAACCUCGCUCGCUCACAGAUCCAGUUAACACCGCCGGCCACACAAGGGAGCUUCACCUGAGAGAUGCUUGCUGGCGACAAGCAAAUGAGCUCCCAAGGAAGAAACGACUGAUGUUCCUUUGUCGGGUAGAAGUGGAAAUCAGCUUCUCAGCGUUGUUCUCAAAUGUUAUGGUGGCUUUUGGAGUUAUAAAGACCACAGGCCCCAAAACGGACAACUGCACCAUCACUCUGAGUAGCAUUCCUCCAAUGCAAGACAUAUUUUCUGGACCUGGAAGGUUUGAGGAGAUGGACUCCAUGCUAUUUGACAAAGCUCAUAACAUAGACUCUACUCUGCGAGUGUGUGGACUUCAAAAACUUAAGGAAUCACUAGUCAUGAAGGUGGAUCUACAUUAUACUCACAUGGACAGUAGGAUGCGCCUUACAGAGAGCCAACAAGUGGACUUAGGAGAGCCUUUGGUGGCAUCGUGCAAAUUGUACAAGACAAUUCAAACCACGUCUCCCAAGAAACCGGAAGCAGCUUCUGCCCAAAGUAUGAGCAACAUUGCAAGCAGCAAGGACUUGGUGGAUCACACACGGGCCGGUCCGUGUCGCCCUUUCACCAGGAAGGCUGAGUGCGGUGCUAAAGUAGCGGUUCUGAGGUGCAACGAACCUGAGGAGAAUGAUGAGAAUGAGCUACAUGACUUCAGGUGUCAACUUUAGACUAUUGUGAUCCUUUUCUACCGUGAUGUUGUGUAAUUGAAUUUGCAUUCUACUUGCAUGUGCUUUAUGAUGAUGACCAGUGAAUGUUGUUUGUGUGUCUUGUCCUUAGUUUUCAAUUAUUCAACACUGAAAAAUAUUAAUACUUACAUUUAUUGCAACGUUAAUCACAAAGUGUGUAUUGUUCAUUUCAAAUUGUUCAUUUAAUUUUCUUUUUUGUGUUAGAUUUUUUUUUUUUUUUACUUGGCAAGCUGGCUAGCCAAAUGCAUCUGACAAAGACAAUUACGCCUAUUUAUCCCAUUAAACUGUCAUCAC